This is a messenger RNA of Halichondria panicea, 770 nucleotides long. Its product is annotated as B9 domain-containing protein 1-like. Gene Ontology annotation, biological process: cilium assembly. NCBI's taxonomy places the organism in Eukaryota, Metazoa, Porifera, Demospongiae, Suberitida, Halichondriidae. Gene Ontology annotation, cellular component: MKS complex. The coding region runs from base 48 to 695 and encodes 215 amino acids. The transcript has 7 exons. The record is from RefSeq and is a predicted model, not a curated record.
CGUACGUACGUACCUAUAGCAACUCAACAUUGAAGUGGUUUAUUCAAAUGGCAGAAGAGAGGCCUUCACAAGUACAGCCAGCGGCCAAAGACCCUGUAUUUUUAUUAAUGGUGUCAGGACAGAUUGAGUCUGCUGAGUUCCCCGAGUAUGAUGACCUGUACUGCAACUACUCGUUUGUGUCUGGACAAGAUUGGGCAGUUGUCUCAGGGUUGUGUGAAGGUAUAACACAAUCUACAAGGAGGAGUAGUGGACCUAAUAAGCACUUUGUUUGGAACUUUCCUAUAGAUGUUACCUUCAAAAGCACUAAUCCAUUCGGAUGGCCCCAGAUUGUUGUGAGUGUAUACGGAGUGAACAGUCUAGGGCGGGAUGAAGUCAGAGGUUAUGGCUGUAUCCACCUACCUAUCACGCCAGGCCAGCACAAGUUAAAGCUACCGAUGUUCGUCCCUGCAUCAGAGAGUCACGUUUCAAAAUUUAUAGCGUGGAUUUUUGGACGAAGCCCAGAAUUCAUAGAUCCAAAGUUCAUUUCACAAGGAGAAGGAAGAGAAUUGACAAAGACUAAAUCACAGGGGCAUGUGACUGUGAGCAUCAAUGUUGUUACAAAAGAUCUGUGGAAGCAAGGAUUCAGAAGUGGAGCAAAUGAGCCUCGACCUACCAUAACAAAUAGCAGUAAACAAAGUAGAACAGUACAGUUAUAAUUAAAUGUUGUAAUAAUAAUUAUCAAGAAAGAAAAAAGAAAAUUAAAACGACCCCGAAGGGAUUCGAACCCUCAA